Mytilinidion resinicola is the source of this 1203-nucleotide messenger RNA. RefSeq lists its product as uncharacterized. Gene Ontology annotation, biological process: lipid storage; lipid droplet organization; phospholipid biosynthetic process. The record is from RefSeq and is a predicted model, not a curated record. The coding region runs from base 78 to 1085 and encodes 335 amino acids. NCBI's taxonomy places the organism in Eukaryota, Fungi, Ascomycota, Dothideomycetes, Mytilinidiales, Mytilinidiaceae. The transcript has a single exon. Gene Ontology annotation, cellular component: endoplasmic reticulum membrane.
CUUCCAACUCCACCCACCUUUCCGCUCCCAUAUCCUCCCUCCUACAUCCUCUUCUCCGGACCACCACAGCACCAAAAAUGUCCGCCCGCCGCAGACCCGCGGACAUACCCUCAGAUCUCAACGGGCCACCUCUCACAACCACCAUGCCCGCCUCCUCCACCCCUCCCUCCCCGCGCUCGCCCUUCCUCCCCACGCGCCUCGAAGCCCUCCUCAUCUCCAUCUACCCGCUCACCCUCUUCCUGGGCUCCGUCUUCUCCACCCUCUCGGCAACCACGCGCUCGGCGCCCUACAGCGCGUCCUCGCAAUCGCACCCGCCCGAGUUCGCGCCGUCCUACUUCGCCAAGAAGAAGAACAUCUUCAACGUCUACUUCGUCAAGGUCGGCUGGUUCUGGACCACGCUCGCCUUCGUCGUCUUCGUGCUCACGAACCCGGGCCUCGGCGUGCCGCUGCGCCCCUACGUGACGCGCCGCCGCGUCGCCGCGUCGCUGCGCUACGCGGCCGUGACGGCGUGGUGGACGGUCAUCACGCAGUGGUUCUUCGGCCCACCGCUGAUCGACCGCGGCUUCCGGUUCACGGGCGGCCAGUGCGAGAUGCUGAGGGAUGCGGCCGCGCGCGAGGACAUGUCGGAUGCGCGCGAGUAUUUCACGGCCGCGGCGUGUAAGGCGGUUGGCGGCCAGUGGAAGGGCGGGCAUGAUAUUAGCGGGCAUGUGUUCUUGCUCAUUAUGGGGAGUGGGCUGUUGUGGUUUGAGAUUCUGCCGGCUUUGACGCGCGCCGAGGGGCUUAGGGAUGGGAGGAGGGUGCUGUUGAGUGAUGGGAAGGUGGCGAGUGUGGCUGUGGAGAAGCAAGCGGAGAAGAAGGAGGCGGCGAACCAGACGCAGGAACAGGUCACCGCUGCGGGAGUCAAGAUUGCGUUGGGAGUGGCGGCGCUCAUGUGGUGGAUGUUGCUCAUGACCGCGGCGUUCUUCCAUACUUGGUUCGAGAAGUUCACGGGUCUGUUGGUUGCGUUUGCAGGGCUUUGGGUGGUAUACUUCUUGCCGCGAGGCGUUCCGGCGCUGAGGGCAGUGCUGGGUAUGCCGGGGGUGUAGAUGUUCUUGUGUCAGUGAAGCGAAGCAUGAGCGGUGUUUGGAGUAUUGCGGUGUUUUUCUUCGGUUCGUAGAUGGAUCGACGACUGCAUAAUAGAGAAAAUAGACUCUCAACUAUUGG